Molecule: messenger RNA, 948 nt
Organism: Lytechinus pictus (painted urchin)
Lineage: Eukaryota; Metazoa; Echinodermata; Echinoidea; Temnopleuroida; Toxopneustidae
Exons: 1
Coding region: 1-948 (315 amino acids)
Source: RefSeq, a predicted model, not a curated record
AUGAACCUAUUUAGUAUUAUUGAACGAACAUAUGGGCGCCCCGCCCUAAAGUUGACUCGAAGAUACGAACGAUGUAGUAAAAAGAUAGCUCGAUUUUCCAACCACUUGACCUUUCUUGUGCGUUGCAUUAAAGCGUCAGUGGUUCCCAAAGACCUGCGGGUCAAGCCUCCUAUGAACACCAAAGGAGCAAGAAAGGUAGCAGAAACGGCCGCCCUCCCUUUUCUGAAAGAACGCAUCUUUCUCACUAGAUGCACGAUUGAUUCGGCUAAGACGGAAUACGAAACUUUAAAAGCCGAUAUCAAAGAGACUAUGCAAGCCCAACAUAGUACAGACAUUCUGAAGGUUAAUGAAAAUAUCUACGCAGAUGUUUUCGCUAAAUGCAAGAAAAGGCAACAGGCUAAAUUUGAAAAGUUGAUACAACCCAAAUCGAAGAAGGUCACCGCCUCAUUAGCGAAUGAGGAUAAAUGGGUUGUUAACCUAUCCUCGAGACAGAUCACCUCCACCGAGGAGCAAUUGCUUAAGAAAGGCCUCGCCUUUGCCGUGUCGCCCCCAAAAUUGCCCAUUACCGAGAUUGUAGCUAAGGUUGAAACCGCGGUCAAGUUUAUUGAUCCAGUUUCGGCCGAUGCCGCACGAAAAGAUGUAGAUUCCAUUCUACAGAGAGCACGUCCUCCGAAACCGAAUACCACAAGAGAGAUGCGUGAUGCUCUUAAGACACUCAAGAAUGAUGAUAGCAUCACAAUCCUCCCUGCGGAUAAGGGUAGUGCCACAAUCAUUUUAGAUAGUACCGCCUACGAAGACAAAAUGACCGAGCUUCUGAGCUCUGGUCCGUAUAAAAUGCUAAAGAAAGACCCCACAGAUCGAAUGUGUCGCAAACUGACCAGUACGUUACUGGCACUAAAGAAAGACAAAGUUCUAGAUGAGGCUACAUACAAAAAGAUAAAGCCGUAA